UAUUUGCAGGGUCCAUCCUUCUCACUUUCAGGAUUACUCACCAGGCAGCUAAUGUGGCUCUGGGUGGAGUGGCUGCUCAGUCAUCACUGUUUGACCCCUCGUUUCUGCCAGACGUGGUGAUUGAUGGCAAAUCUAUUUCAAACUAUUUGCUUGGGAGCUGCACUGCCACUGAUUGGGAGACCAACCCCUGGUGGAGACUGGACAUGCGGGCUCCAUACAACAUCUCAUAUAUUGAAGUCAUCCGAAGAUCAGAUUGCUGCAUUUAUGAGAUACAGGGGGCUGAAAUACACAUUGGUAACUCACUGGAGAACAAUGGCAACAACAAUCCCAGAUGUGGAGUCAUCACUGUGACCAGUGAAAUUAAAUAUGUCUUUAACUGUGACCAGAUGGAAGGACGUUACGUCAAUGUUUUCAUCCGUGGUGUAGGAAGGCGACUUCAGCUUUGUGAGGUCAAAGUGUACGCCACUACAACCCCUACAGGAACCAAUGUGGCACCGAGAGGAGUAGCCACACAGUCUGGAGAACCAGAUUCUGCAGCAACUGCUCCACAAAUGGCCAUUGAUGAAGACAGUGGGAAGGAUCCACAAAGCACCUGUGCUUCAGUUCCACUGCAAGACAACCCCUGGUGGCAACUGGACCUGAGGAGUAUCUACAAAAUAACAGCUGUGUCUGUCACCAGCAUCAGCGACUGCUGCUCAGAGGAGCUGGACGGUGCUGAGAUCCGCAUCGGUCUCAAGAAUGACACCAGCAACCAGAGGUGUGCCAUCAUCUCCAUUGCAACGGGACAGAACAAAUACAACUACCAGUGUGGAAUAAUGGAAGGUCGCUUUGUCCAUGUUGUUCUUCCUGGACUACAGAAGAAUUUGACAGUUUGUGAAGUACAGGUGUAUGGGACUGUGCUUGAAAAUGUGGCUUUGAGAGGAGUGGCUUAUCAGUCUUCCCUAAGGUGGAAAACCACAGGUCAAGCAAGCAACGUUAUUGAUGGCCGUCAGUUUUCAACUUGCAGUGUAACUGAAGACAUACCUGGUCAGUGGGUACAAGUGGAUCUAUUGGCUCCCUACAAUGUGACUGUGAUACAGCUUGCCUUCAGUGAGGACUGCUGCUAUGGUGAUAUGGUCCAAGUGGAUGGCAAAAG
Molecule: messenger RNA, 1135 nt
Organism: Micropterus salmoides (largemouth bass)
Lineage: Eukaryota; Metazoa; Chordata; Actinopteri; Centrarchiformes; Centrarchidae
Exons: 6
Source: RefSeq, a predicted model, not a curated record